Schistosoma rodhaini is the source of this 1915-nucleotide messenger RNA. The record is from the annotation of a GenBank genome assembly. NCBI's taxonomy places the organism in Eukaryota, Metazoa, Platyhelminthes, Trematoda, Strigeidida, Schistosomatidae.
CAAAAACUCAAACGUCAUACUCUCAAUUGUAUAGAUGCCAUUAAAUCUCGAAUAGUUGAAUUAGAUCGCAACAUAUCUCUAAGAAGUCACGCAUUGUUUGAAUUGUCGUUAGAUGAACGUAAACAAUUUGAGGAUUAUGUUAAUGAUGUUGCUGAAAAACAGUCACAAAAGGCUAAACGUAAACACUUAGAAACAUUGCAACACGUAGACGUGAUUAACAAGUUUCCAGAACAUCCCGAAAAUUAUGUAUUUAAUCAUUCGUCUAUUAAACUUUAGGCUAUCCAAAUGCAGGCCUUAUCAUUGGGUCCUAAAUUCUGUAAUAGCAACACCAAAACCAACAGACUUUAUGCACAAAUUCAAUUCGAAAAUCUAUCAAACCAAACUCAUGAUCUUGUGCCGACAUCCCCACAAAAUCUUCAGCAUUUUAAAUCCACAUUACUGGACUGUAGUCAUGGAUAUGUUAAUAUACAAUGUGGUAAGAACAACUUAUUAACUAAGAACCAUCUGGAUCAACUAAUGCUCCUGAGAAGAAAUAAGGAUUUAAUACUAAGUAAACCUGACAAAGGAGCUGGUGUAGUCUUACUUGACCGCCAAGAAUAUUUGGAAAAAAAUGAGAUUAAUCUUAAACGAUGUCACUAAAUUCUCUAAACCUAAAGGAGAAGGUGAUAAAACACUGCAGAUUGAAAAACAGCUAACGGAUGUUGUUAAAAACCUUAAAAAUAAAGAGAUAAUUACCCAGGAUUUAUAUGAUCACAUUGGCCAAAUGGGUUCAAUCAUCCCACGCUUAUACGGACUACCGAAAGUACAUAAAGCAGGUUUACCAUUACGACCUAUUUUAGACAUGUCAAGUUCACCAUACCACCGAAUAGCCCAAUGGUUAGCUGAAAAAUUGGAACCAGUUAGAAGGCAAGUAUCUAAAUAUUCUAUUCAUGAUACUUUUCAAUUUAUUGAUCGUAUUAAGGAUGUUAAUACUUCCGGAAAACACAUGUUCUCACUUGAUGUUAAUUCUUUAUUCACUAGUGUACCGUUAACGGAAACUAUAUGUUAUAUUUGUGAGUAUAUAGACUCUAACAACAUAGUUCUAGGUAUUCCAACUGAACACUUAAAAGAAUUAUUGUUACGUUGUACCUUUAAUGUCCAGUUCAGUUUCAACAAUGAAAUAUAUAGACAAAGAGAUGGGAUCGCAAUGGGAUCUCCUUUAGGUCCAAUUCUAGCAGACUGCUUCAUGGCAAAACUAGAAAACGAUCAACUCAGUUCAAUGAUAAGUCGAUUCCAACUAUACGUAAGAUACAUGGACAACACAUUUGUCGUUUGUGACGAUAAUAUUGAUUUGGACAAUAUCUUACACUUCUUCAACUCAUGCCACCCUUCCAUAGACUUUACAUUAGAAAGAGAGAGAGACCAAUCAGUCCCUUUUCUUGAUGUACAUCUAUUGAGAAGAAGCAAUGGUUUUUUAAAAAGAUCUAUCUUUAGAAAGCAAACAUGAAACGGUCAACUAACCAACUUCUACAGCUGGGUUCCAUUAAUUAGAAAGAGAAACUUGAUUCAUUCUUUAUGCUAUCGUAUACAUCGGAUAUGUAGUACAGAAUGCAUCAACGAAGAACUAGCGUUCCUCAAGAAAACUUUGUUGAAAAAUGGCUACCCAGACCGGUUCAUAGAGAAGAAUAUGAACAGAAGUAGCGUCGAUAAGAAUCCUAGUUAUUCAGUGCCAAAGAAAAGCCUUUAUAUAAGUCUGGAAUUUAAAGGUGAUCGAACAUCAGACAUAAUUAAAAAUCGUUUAACAACAACGAUUAAAAGGACAUUUAACGCUGCAAAACUACGAAUAACCUUCAACAGUAAGAACUUAAUUUCUGUAUCCAUAAAAGAUAAGCUUCCGCGUUUGGUCGCCUCCAUGUGCAUCUACCAGUUCACCUGC